Molecule: messenger RNA, 1128 nt
Organism: Yamadazyma jaroonii
Lineage: Eukaryota; Fungi; Ascomycota; Pichiomycetes; Serinales; Debaryomycetaceae
Source: the annotation of a GenBank genome assembly
AUGGCUGUUAAUAAUACAAUUGAAGCAUUAUUACGUUUUGUUGUCAGAGGAUUCUAUCCUAAACCAUGUAUAUUGGUUAUGGAAGCGGUAUUGAUACAUUCUGUGUUAUCAGAAGAUGAUUUGAUGUAUCUUCUAGGUAUUCAAAGAAAAGAACUCAGAAUGUUCUGUAAUAAGUUGGUUGAAGAUAAAUUAUUAUCAACUCAUAUUCAAAAAGAAGAUAAUCCUCAACAAAGGAAUAUGCAAAGAACAUAUUAUUACAUUCAUAUCACCAUGGCCAUCGAUUCCAUCAAAUGGAAAGUCCAUUCAUUAGUAAACAAAAUCAAAUUAGAAAUGUCACUGUAUGGAAAUCCUCAAGGUUACUUAUGUAAAAGAUGUGGUAAGAAAUUUAGUCAAUUAGAUGCAAUUUCUUUGAUCAAUGAUGAUAAAUCACAGUUUUUAUGUGAUAAUUGUGAAUUUCCUUUGAUAGAAGAUGAUUCAAGUCAACAAGCUUCUAUAAGACAAGAAUCCUUGGAAAAAUUAAUGAUACAAAUUGAUCCUAUUAUUGCUUUCUUGAAGAAAAUCGAUGAUUCAGUCAUAGAAGACAAUUCAUUCGAGAGCUCAUUAAUGAAUGCUAUACCAGCUCAAUCAUCGGGUUCAUCAAAUUUCGCUUUACCUUCAAGAUUAUCCAAAUCUAAGAAUAGUACAAGCUCAUUAACUAAUAAAGCUCAAGCCACCUUACAUGUUUCCAUUACUGCUAAUGAUGAAAAUGAAGAUAGAGAAGAAAAAGAACGAGAAGAAAGAAGAUUGAAGUUGGAACAAAAUGCUUUACCAUCGUGGCAUUCUAAAUCAACCGUUGGUAAAGAAAUCGAUUCAUCAUCUAAUUCUAAUUCUAAUAAUAAUUCCGUCCAACCAACCCCAGAACCUACAGAUGCUGAAAUUGUCAAGAAUGAACCAUCAGAAAAUUCAACUCCUGAAGCUCAAGAACCAACAGCCGAAGGUAAAUCAGAUUUGAAAGAUAAAGUGGCUCAAGAUGCUUUAGCAGCAUAUUAUGCUAAUUUGGCUGAAGCUCAAGCUAACGAAAAUGAAGAUGAUGAUGACGAUGAUGAUGACGAUGAUCUUGAUGAUUUUGAUGAUUUCGAAGAUUUAUAA